UGUUCCCUGUUCCUUGUUCUCGGUUCCCUGGCCCGGCGCCGCCUUUCAGGGUGUCCUCUCCUUUUCGCUCCUUUCUCCAUAGCUAGCCUCCUCCCCCUUAGCUGCUCUCUUGACCCGCUUCUCUUCUUGGUUUCCAAAGAACUAUUGACCCGGAGCGGCCCAUGUGCGACCUCGGGUAGGACGGGCUUGGCUGCGCCGAGUGUGGCCUCUGGACUCAGCUGGUAGAGUCCGAGCGGAUCUCGGGGUGUCACAGUUGGGAGGAGGUAAACAUUACCGGGCUCGUGGAGGCCAGCUUGUCCGGAGGUUUCGCGGUGAUAUGCCACUGUGUGUAUGAAGGCGUGGAGAGUACCGUGAAAUAUGGUAGCCGAGAAAGCCAGUUGGUUGUGUAGAAUCCAAGUUCUUCUGGAACUGGAAUAGAAGUAUACUGAAAUAAUCUGACAGGACUCCCCACAUCCACUCUUUCCUUCUUUUACACGCUGCAGUCAGCAUAAUCCUUUACAAUCACGAAUUUGAUGCUUUUACCUCCUUAAAACCGUUUGAAGUUUAAGAAGAGGGUUUCCAAUACCCUAUCUUUGUACUCUGGAAGCUGCAGUGGAGGAAGUGAAUUGGGGGGAAGCUGGCAGGGUGGGCAUGUUUGAAGAAAAGGUGCUUUACGAGACCUAUUGAAAGUUUUAUGGAAGUACUAGACCAGCUGUGCUGCACGUUGGAAAGUCAGUGGUGAACAAGAUUAGUCUCCUGGUCUCCGAGGUAGACAUGGAGAAAGUAUAAGUCUAUUCACUGCAGCGAAGAAGGGGAAAGAACCAUGGGAACAUGUGAAGGGGGGGGGGAUCAUUCUGAGCCACUAAGGGAAGUCUGAGAAGGUGCCUCUGAGAAAAUGUCAUUUGAGACGUGAAGGAUGAUUAGGAGAAGGGACUUUGGGCUUAGCUGUGGGAGCAGAGAAAACAGCAUGUGCAAAGGCCUGGAAGUAGGGAACGCAUGUGUGGCUCACAGAAUUGAGAGAAUGCCAGUGUGGCCGGAGAUGAAGCUGAGGAGGGUAGACCAAGCACAGAGAAUGCAUUCAUUUCAACUUUGUUUCUCCAACUCUGUUGCCCGGUGUUUGUAUGAUUAGAAUACAUAGGGUUCAAAAGCAAAACCAACUUGCCUUUGGGGGUCUGGGCUGUAGGGUGGUAGGUGAGGCUGGGAGGUGACUGAUAGAUUCUGAGGCUAAGAAGAAGCAACAAGGCCUGGCCCCCAGAGGUCACACACUGAAAAGUCUCCAGAGGCCAGCCAAGCUCCUUCCCUGUUUAAAAAUGUCAGCUGCUCUUUAGCUAAUUGUUUUCAUGUGGGAACAUGGUCUCAUUUUUUUUUUUUUUUUUUUCCGCAGAUAUUUGCAGUUCUCAAGAGGGCCUGAAAAAAUUGAAAUUGAUGUGAAAUCUCAUGAUUUUUAAUGUUAACCGCAAAUUCAGAAAAUUUUCAAAACAUUCUUUGAGUCAAACGAUGUGGCACAGGCUACCAGUUUGAGACCUCUCAUCUCAGUAUUAUGAAAUCCAGAGAUUGAGGAGAUUCGGCAUAAUUGGGGGAGUAGAGGCAGUGAAGGAGAGAACACAAUGUUCAGGAAGGAGGAUUUUAGAGUGUAGAGAUUUUGAACAAGGUGGCACAGCAUGACUUCUUUGCUGAGUUCCAGUUUCAUUUGUUCAGCCACCUGCAGGACAUCUUCACAGUAAUAUUCUGUGUUAUUUCCUCAAAGACAAGCAACUAAAACUGAAUGAAUGCCUCGUUUCUUCCAAACCUGUUCCUCUUCAGGUGUUAACCUGUUUCUCAUAGUAGUACUUUUCUAGUUACACUGGUUUAAAACAAAUAGCUAUAUGUUAUUGUUUAAUAGGUAUAAUGUUUCAGUUUUACAAGGUGAAAAGAGUUGUGGAAGUGGUUGGUGGUGAUAGUUGGUUAGCAUUAUGAAUGUAUUUAACAUUACUGAACUGUCUGCUUAAUAAUACUUAAUCGGUAAAUUUUAUGUUAUGUAUAUUUUAUCCCAAUAAAAAUUUGGGAAAAACCCCCAAAUAGCUAUUUAAAAUUUUUCUACUCUGUAACUCCAUUUCCAAUAUAUUAUUGGGUCCUUUUGAUUUUGUUUCUCUAAUAAGUUUCAUUCAUCCUGUCUUCUUGUAAUUUUUUCUUGUCUUUCGUAGUUUAGGUUUGAUUACUAUCACUCUUAAUGUUUCCACAGUGCCUCCAUUUUCACUUACUUCAGCCCAUUUCUCAAAUUGUUGUAAGAGUCACUUUUCUAAGUAGGGAGUCUUGUUAUGUAUGCCAGUACUUAAUGGAACUCUUACGAUGCCAGCCUUGAAAGUCAAACACUUUACAUGAAUUAUCUCAUUUAAUCUCAUACAUCAACUCUAUGAGGAAGGCACUGUUAAUCUGAUGAAACUGAAGCUGAGAACUUUCCAGGUUCACAGGCUAAGAAAUGGUGGAACUGGGAUUCAAAACCUAAAACUAUUGGACUGCAGAGUCCUCAUGUCACUCCCUUUCUCAAAUCUUUAGGGCCCCCUAGGGUGUUUCAGGCAAAGGUAACAAGCUGAAUGAUGUGGCACAGGGCCCUCCCCAUGCAGGAUGUGCUUUGGCCAGUACAUUUAAAGUUGAAGUUUGCUGCUAAAGAUGGCAGAUCCAGAUGUCCUCACCGAGGUUCCUGCAGCAUUGAAGCGGUUAGCCAAGUAUGUGAUCCGGGGGUUUUAUGGCAUUGAGCAUGCUUUGGCCUUGGACAUCUUGAUCCGAAACCCCUGUGUGAAAGAGGAGGACAUGCUGGAGCUGCUCAAGUUUGAUCGGAAGCAACUUCGAUCAGUCUUGAAUAAUUUAAAGGGAGACAAAUUCAUCAAGUGCAGAAUGAGGGUAGAGACUGCUGCAGAUGGGAAAACCACUCGCCACAACUACUACUUUAUCAAUUAUCGUACUCUUGUUAAUGUGGUAAAAUAUAAAUUGGACCACAUGAGAAGGAGGAUUGAAACUGAUGAGAGAGAUUCCACCAACCGGGCUUCCUUCAAAUGUCCUGUCUGUAGUAGUACUUUUACAGAUUUAGAAGCUAAUCAGCUCUUUGAUCCCAUGACAGGAACUUUCCGCUGUACUUUUUGCCAUACAGAGGUAGAAGAAGAUGAAUCAGCAAUGCCCAAAAAAGAUGCACGCACACUUUUGGCAAGGUUUAAUGAACAAAUUGAGCCCAUUUAUGCUUUGCUUCGAGAGACAGAGGAUGUGAACUUGGCCUAUGAAAUACUUGAGCCAGAACCCACAGAAAUACCAGCCCUGAAACAGAGCAAGGACCGUGCAGCAACUGCUGCUGCAGCUGCUGGCCUGGCAGGUGGGCACCACCGGGAAGCAUGGGCCACCAAGGGUCCCUCUUAUGAGGACUUAUACACUCAGAAUGUUGUCAUUAACAUGGAUGACCAAGAAGAUCUUCAUCGAGCCUCACUGGAGGGGAAAUCUGCCAAAGAGAGACCUAUUUGGUUAAGAGAGAGCACUGUCCAAGGAGCAUAUAGUUCUGAAGAGAUGAAGGAAGGUGGCUUAGAUAUAGACUCGUUUCAGGAGCGUGAGGAAGGCCGUGCGGGGCCAGAUGAUAACGAGGAGGUCAUGCGAGCACUGCUCAUUCAUGAGAAGAAGACCCCCUCUGCCACAGCAGGCUCAGUGGGGGCGGCUGCUCCUGUGACCACUGCCAAUGGCAGUGACUCUGAGAGUGAGACCAGUGAGUCAGACGAUGACUCUCCACCCUGUGCGGCAGCUGUGGCUGCACAUCGUGGGGAAGAGGAUGAGGAAGAUGAUGAAUUUGAGGAAGUAGCAGAUGACCCCAUUGUCAUGGUGGCUGGCCGUCCGUUCUCCUACAGCGAAGUGAGCCAGAAGCCAGAGCUGGUGGCCCAAAUGACACCAGAUGAAAAGGAAGCGUACAUAGCAAUGGGACAACGCAUGUUUGAGGACCUCUUUGAGUGAGCUUUCCCUACCUUUUCCUCCUUUCUCUAAUGUGCAUUUCAAAAAGAAAUUCCCUACCUUUGAAGAAAAGUGUUCAGUGGCCUUCUGCCUCUCUUGAUGUAAAUCAACUGUUAAUCUUGUGCAAAGAGUAAUGGGAGAGAGAGAAAGUUUGAUUUUUAUGCCAGAAACUUCUCCACGAGGUAGGUUGGCUAUAAGCAUACCCUUUCCUAUUACUACAGUAUUAAUAUUUUGCUGUAUUUCCUUAUCUCACCUUUUUUCUUUCCCUUUUAAGACACAUUUUUCUCCCUUCUGAAAUGAGUGAGAGAAGUCUAAAGGUAAAUUCUUCAUGUCUGCCUGUAGAAGCCCACUUUGAUAGGUUACAGUAAUUCAUUGAUCACAUCCUUUUUAUUUAUUCUGACCAAGCAUUCCAAAAAGCUCCUGAUAUUGCUGCCAACCAAGCAGCUUGGCAACAGGCAAAUCAUUGAUGAAGGAAAUAAAAACAUCUUAAAGCUUCAUAUUGCUUCACAGUUUAGGAUGGAGUCAAUAUGUAAGGGGAGGUGGGAGUGUGUGUGGAAGAAGGAUGGUUAUGCGUAAAUCUCAUGAUUAAUAUCUAAACCAAAAUUGGUGUCUUUAGAACUGACUUGACUGACAGAUAUUAUUGUUGUGCAUAAUGCCUUUUGGUUUGUAUGUUAGAUAAUAGAAAACAGAAAGUGUGUUUGGUAAGCCCUUAGGAAGAAAUUAGAGAAAAAACACAGACUUAGGAUAAGGAGUCCAUGUAAGGGGUUGAAGAGUGGAGAGCAUUGGGAACAGUACCCUUUAACAUUGUCUGAGUUUGUGCUGAUUUGGAAAUCCUUUAUAUAAAGCUGAGACUGGUCCCCUUCUUUUUCAGUUCUUCCACAGUGCUAUAAAUUGUUUAAAGAGGCCAUUCCAGCAGAAAUCAGCAUAUAACAAUUGAUUACUCCUCUCUCUUUUUUUUUUCUCUCAACAUUAUUGAUGACCUUGUCUCUUUUGAUUCUUGUCAGGAAUGGUAUUUUAGAGUGCAUCCAGUAUAUCAUUGAGCAUUGUAACCUCAAGGAAAAUACUUUAUUUUUGGUUCUGAUAUGUAGUAUGGUAUUAUUCCUUAAGGCAGAACUUUAAAGAACUUUCAUACAAAGGUCUACAACAAUUGUAUUUUUUAUAAUAUUUUCCCUUGCAUUGUCAUUUUAAGUAUUUAUCAUUUUAUAGUACAUGUGUAAAGUUGAGAUAGAUUUUAAACAUCUGAGCCUUGUAUAAAGUAAUGGUUCAUUUACCUGGGUUGUAUUAUGACUGAAUAUUGACAAUAAAUCUAUUUUAUACUGAC
This is a messenger RNA of Delphinapterus leucas (beluga whale), 5263 nucleotides long. The record is from RefSeq and is a predicted model, not a curated record. Lineage: Eukaryota; Metazoa; Chordata; Mammalia; Artiodactyla; Monodontidae.